AUGCCCAACAAACCUGAAGGCAGUCAAGAAGUCCGCCAAACAGGCCAUGGAAGAAAGGCAGGUGGAAAUGGCGGCGGAGUUCGCUCGCCUACAGGAGGCCGUUCAUCUGGAGGAAGAGGAGGAGCGCAGACAGAGGGAGGAGAAGAAGAUCAAGGUGGAGGAAAAAUGGAGAGCAGCUGGCAGGAACGGAAACGCGAGGAGGAGCAGAAACAGAGGGACAUUGAGGAGACGCGGAGAAGGGUACUGGAGUCGGCGUCAUUGGGGCGCAUGGGGGUGUCGAUGUCAGUCCAGCAACUCCUGAAGGUCCGGAGAAAUCUUGCAGCUCCUGUGUGGAGCAUAAGAGGGACUGUACCUGGACUCAGGCGUCUAGGUCCAACAGGGCGCAGUGCUCCAGCGGCGUUCCGCCAGUUAGUAUCGACAAGGCGAAGAAGCGGGAGCGAGCGGAGGGGACCCCAUCUCCCCAGGGCAAAGGGGAAGAAGUGUCAGCAGAGCCUGGCAGAGAUGGACGACGACGUGGAGGUGAUUUCCAAUCCCCAGACCGUGAUCGCGGAGGAGGGCAGAUGGACGGAGUACAACGACCAGGCCUGGGUGGCCACUGCCAACAACAUAGUGGUGGCAUUGGCACGGACCAAUGGACUUCUGGAGCAGAGUAUCGCUGUGGUGGAGGGGAGCAGAGUGGCCAUGGAUAGGUUCAGUGGAGGAGCAGAGGGCUUUCCAAGCCUUAUUCCUGGAGGCGGCGAGGAACGGCUUUCACGUGGAGGCUGGCGGAAGAACCAGAGGAAACGGAGGUGGAGGUGGAGGUCGGAGGUGUUCGGAGAUACGGAAGUCUGGAGGUCAGGGUAUGAGGUUGAUUGGUUGAGCACGGACCGAACCCCUGAGGUCCUAGACAAAUUCCCAGGAUGUCGGGGAAAUGGUAGACAGAUGUUGCCAGGUGGAACCAAGGCAUGUGGAACAAAGUCCACAGCACGAGAAUUGAAGGAGUUGAUGGCCGCGGUGAGGAUAGUGGAGGAGAGAAAGGCCGCAGAGGCAGCAGAGCAGGCCAAGAGGGCGGAGGAGGCAAGAAUUGCCGCGGCGGUGGAGAGGGCAAGGUUAGCAGAGGAAGCACGCAAGGUGGCGGAGGUGCGGAGAUCGGGGGUCUCGGAGGCUGCUCCUCCGGUGGUCAUGUGCCAGCAGUGUGAGGCCACCGGCCAGGCAUGUACAUGGGCGCUGGUGCAGGAGGACCAGGCGAAAUCCAAAAGCAGAGGCAGGGCCAAGGCAAAAGCCUGUGACCAGUGCGCAGGCCUAAAGGCCUCUUGUAAAGUCGACGGGGAUGAUUCGCAACUGGCUGUACCGGCGAAGAGUUGGAAAAGGACAUGGGAAUGGGCAGCGGAGUCCGGUGAAAGGAUGGAGGAAGAUGUGGGUAGGCCUUCCCAGAGGAGGAGGGUGUAUGGGGAGGAGGAGUCCAUUACGGAGGUCGAUGACCAGGAGUGGGUCAAGGCCGCUAACGACAUGGUCCUGGUGCAGGCGGAGAUGAACACGAAGCUGGGGGCCCUUGCGACAGCCAUCACCCAUCUCACCAAACAGCUGGAACUACAACAGGUGGAGCAGAAGGAGGAGAGGAACAAGGUCCGAGCGGAAAUCCGGGAGAUCCUCCACGUGACCGGAAUCGCACUGGAGAGGGGCUUUUUGGGUCGGGGAAAGAAACAGGAGGUUCUUGGGAAAAGGGGAGAGAUUGGGAUGGGAGUGGCGGAGGUGACCGAGCUUACUACCAGCUCUUCUGGCAGUGACACAGAGAAGCCGGAUGAAGAAUCGGAGAGUGAAGCAGAGAAGGGGCUGGAUGGAGAAGAGACAGGGGCUCAGCCAGAGCUGGAACAGAGCCGGAGGAAGAGGUGGAGAUGGAGGCCUAAGUGUAGCUAA
Messenger RNA from Suillus paluster, 1896 nucleotides. RefSeq lists its product as uncharacterized. Lineage: Eukaryota; Fungi; Basidiomycota; Agaricomycetes; Boletales; Suillaceae. Bases 1 to 1896 code for a protein of 631 amino acids. The record is from RefSeq and is a predicted model, not a curated record. The transcript is spliced from 8 exons.